AUGAACGAUCACGAUCGCUUUAGCCAGUCAUCCUAUGGCGACCCGAGAUACCUAUCAUCCGCCUCUUUCGAGGCCCCUCCGGCGCCUCCAGCCAAGGUUCUCAUGGACGGCUACCGUGAGACCUUCGAGCCCCAAUAUGCGGAGAAAUUGCGAUACAACCCACUCAAUCCGACCCAGCCACGAAGUCCAGCUUUGCUGAACGCCAACGACCCCGUCGCCAUGUACCUACUCACCGAAACCGCUAUGGGGGACAGCAUGAAUUAUGAGAUAAUGUCUUUGGAGGAAGUUGAGGCUUUGAAGAAAGAUUACUCCUUUCUGUCUAGUCGCCUAAACGCAGCCAACCGGAAAUUAGCCCUGGAAAUGAAACUGCGCGACGCGGCUCUGUCGCUCAGCAGAUUAAACAACUCAACAAACCAUACGACUAGCGAAGAAUACGACGCAGGGAUAUCGCCGAAGUCUCAUCUCAGUCCCAGAAAUGGGUUCGGCGCUACGGACAAAGCGGAUGAGGAACUGGCAGCAAGCACACGAAAGUGUGAAGAUCUUGCUCACGAAGUCUGGAAGUUGGAACGCAAGGCGCAGCACGUACGCCAAAGGUUAUUGGAGCAUACAGCCGGUGUUCUACAGAUGACGCAUAAGGGGUUGAAGAAGAACCUGAGGAACGUCCCACAUACCCCGGAGAGCCUCUCUAGCCACAACACCCGCGGCAGCAUCGACGACUUUGACGACAGAAGCUUGUACAAGACGUCAGACAAUCUUGAUGGGCCAGCUGGUUCCGGUGGCCAAGAGAUGAUCGGGCUUGAAGUUAUCGCCGAUACCGAAAGAAAGCUGGAAGCUUUGAGUGAGAACCUGCGCGACAUGGUUUUAAGGCUGCAACCUGAGAGCGACUAUGAUGCGAUUCCUCGAACUUCGGGUGAUGCGACAUCGAUCAAUCCCACAGCGACAGUCGAAGCGCUCCUCGCUUACAUUGAGCGUGGUUUGAAUAUAAUCGCUGCAAAGUCAGCUGAGACACCUCGCGCCUUGGAGUUGGAUCACGGUACGGAGAACCAUUUAAUGGAAAUCAACGCCCGACUACACCACAUUGUGGGGCAAUCUGGAUUGUCUCGUUCGCAGGCUCUCUCUCCUCCCCCGGCGUCAUCAGGGAACGGCCUACAAGCACAUUUCGAUUACCUGAAUCUCAGUAUUGAUGACCUUCACAGCCAGAUUGAGAAGCUCCUCGAACAGAAGAGCAUCUUAACAACUCAAAUUCAGCAACAGCGGGAAUUGAACUCCAAAUCGGACGCGGAACGAGAUGCACACAUAGCCGAUCUGGUCGAGCAGAUCGCUCAUCUCCGGAAAGACCUCGAGCUGUCUGAGCAGGAGUCUCAGAGUGCAAAGGAUGAACUCGACCUGGCAAUCAAGCAACUCGAAGCUCUACGUCAGGAACUCAACGACCUUCAACAACACAAGAGCGUCGCCGAAGGUCACGCGAGCGCUUUGGCAUCCGAGAAGGAAGCUCGAGCCCACGUGGAGGCGGAACUGUCGCGCUUACAGACUGUCAUGCAGGAACUUAAGCAGGGGAGGGACGCGCAGACGGAAGCUCAUGAAGCCCGUGUGCGGGUUGAGCACGAGGUCGCUCGUCUUGAAUCCCAUCUCGAACAGCUUCGAUCCGAAAGCGCCUCUCAAACAGAGGAACUCGCUGCCGCUCGCUUGAAGGCAGAUAGUGAAGUCACACGUCUGCAGAGUGUGGUUGAUCAACUUCGUCAGGAGGCAAACGCCAGAGCGGAAGAAGCUGACGAGGCCCGAGACCGAGCCGAACAACAAGUACUGCAGCUGGAGGAGACGAUGCAGCAAGUUCGCAACGAUGCUGACGCACGGAUCAAGGAAGCCUUAGAUUCUCGUGUGUUGGCAGAAGACAGUGCGACCCGGCUGCAGGCUGAAUUGAGUGAGAUGGCCAGCGAGGUUUCUCGGCUGCAAGACGCUAUGGAAAAACUUCGCACUGACAUGGAGUCGCGGCUCAGAGAAGCAGCUGAGGGGCGCACAAACGCAGAACAGAGCGCGAGUCGUCUGCAGGCUGAAUUGACAGAAAUGGAAGGCGAAGUAGUCAGGGUACAAACGGAACUGACAAUGGCCAAAGCGGAGCUCGAUGGUGCGUACGGUAGCAGAGCCCAACGAGCAGCAGAGGUGGCCGCCAAUCCAGCUAUCCAAAAGGAACUUGAUGCCUUGAACACUAGGAAUCUUGAGCUUGCGGAGGAGCUCGCAGCCCUCAAAGCCGGAAAGCCUGGUAGCAGCGAUCUACAGCAGCGAGUGCAGAUGCUGGAAAGGGAACUCCGGGAAACUAUUGACGAUUAUGAAGUCAUGACCAAGGCCAGCAUCGAGUUCGAAAAAGAGCGUGAGAGGUACGAAAGCAUGAUUGACGGUCUACGUGACCGCUGCGAGCAAUUGGAGACGCAGCUCAAUGAGGAGCGAAUCAAUUGGAUGGGUGUCAACAACGCAGUGGGACGAGAUGGCACGUAUGAGACCACUUCUACAAUGGUCCUGAAGAAUGAAUUCAAGAAAAUGAUGCGUGACACUCGCAUUGAGAACAUGAAGAUCCUCAAGGCGGAACAAGAAGAACGAAGACGACUAGAGACUCAGAUUCGGAAUCUGAAGAAAGAACAAGCAGCAAGCACUGGCAAGUCGAAUCUCAGCCACAGUGUCACGGCUUUAUGA
Aspergillus viridinutans is the source of this 2688-nucleotide messenger RNA. Its product is annotated as involucrin repeat protein. The coding region runs from base 1 to 2688 and encodes 895 amino acids. NCBI's taxonomy places the organism in Eukaryota, Fungi, Ascomycota, Eurotiomycetes, Eurotiales, Aspergillaceae. The record is from RefSeq and is a predicted model, not a curated record. The transcript has 3 exons.